This is a messenger RNA of Colletotrichum scovillei, 3017 nucleotides long. RefSeq lists its product as uncharacterized. The record is from RefSeq and is a predicted model, not a curated record. Gene Ontology annotation, molecular function: carbohydrate:proton symporter activity. Lineage: Eukaryota; Fungi; Ascomycota; Sordariomycetes; Glomerellales; Glomerellaceae. Bases 1157 to 2800 code for a protein of 547 amino acids. Gene Ontology annotation, cellular component: membrane. The transcript is spliced from 4 exons. Gene Ontology annotation, biological process: transmembrane transport; carbohydrate transport.
GGUUAGGAAAGAAACCCAACCACGUCGACAAACGUCAUAGGCUAAGUUGAGUGGGAACCAAACUGGGUUGAGCGGGUGAGUACGGAGUACGGAGUACAUACGAAUAUUCGUACGGAUACCCGCCGUCAAAGUUUCCUGGGGAAAUCGGGGCCGCUUUCUGCAACGACCUUUGGCUAUAGUAAAAUGCUACUCUGCCUACAGGACCGGAUACCGGAUGGACGGCUGAAAUGUCAUCGUCAGGCCACGCAAAUCUACCGGCACAAAUAUGCAAACGCUGGCUGCUGAAGCGAGCGCAUCAGCGCAUGAAACGGCAUCGGGCCUUUGACUAGUGCCCGAAGCCAUCCGAAGCCCAUCUGAAAUGCAACCAGUUGCGAUUUGCACAAUGCGGCUUCAAGUUGCCUCAAGCAAGGGGGUGAGCCAGGAUAACACAGCUAGGCAAGGUUUGGUUUAGUCUUGGACCAGGACACAACUGGGUCUCUCCAACUUUUCUCCAAACUUCUCCUCUCCAUCCAUUCUCCUCCUCCUCUUCAUCCACAUCAUCUUGCUCAUCCACUUCAUCCACCUCCUAGGCUCUUCCAGUCCAACACCAUGCCCAUCCCGUCCAACACCUCCGUCACCUCGGCUGGCCUUUGGAGAACUGGACCUCGAGACUCCCCGCUCCCCGCACGAUCCCCCCGCACGAAGAGUCACUAGAGUUCUCCCACCUAUCAAGAGUCUUCUUGUCCCCCAGACACCCCGGACGUCCUCAGGGACAUGGUCAGGACACGAUGCUUACUCCAAAGCUCCGCAGAGCCCCGUCCUACCCGUAUUCUUACGCGCACCAAUGAGAAUACCGAAAUCAGCAUUUCCUCGUCUUUUGUCAAGCCCAUCUCGUCAGCAGCAGCAAGCCUUUGAAGGCCGCUCCCGUCCCCGGCGUUGGGGGCAGGUGGAUGGUAUAAGACCGGAUGCUCCCGAUUUCCCCUUUCCUAGAAAGAAAUCUUGGCCACCAGGGCGACUCCAAAUUUCUCUUGGCUUUUUUGCUUGUUGCCUCUUGGCCGUUGCUUGUUCUCUCUUGGCUUUUUGCUAGUUGCAACUUGCUGUUGGCCAAAAUCUCCCGAUUUUGCAGCCACCACCAACCACGACCACCCUCGGAACUCUCACACAAACUCAGCCCAAGAUGUCGACGGGUCUCGCCCAGGACGGGCACGACGCCUCCAGCAGAGACGACAAUGUCUUUGUCGACGAAAAGGUCGGCGAUGCCCACCACAUUGACGCGGCAGGCAACAAGACCCUGGCCGAUGCGGACCUCAUGAACGAUGCCUUUGACGGCGAGAACGAAGAACACAACCAGGGCCUGUGGCAAGCCGUCAAGACGCACCCUAAGGCUUGUUUCUGGGCCUUUAUCAUGUGCUUCACCAUUGUCAUGGAAUCUUUCGACAUGUUCUUGAACGGCAACUUUGUUGCCCAAAAGGCUUUUCAAGAUAGAUACGGUGUCGAAGUCGCUGGCGGCGGCAAGGCUAUUGAGACAAAGUGGCAGUCCGCCCUCUUCCAGGCCGGCCAGUGUGGUGCCUUCGUUGGUGUCUUCCUCGCCGGCCCGGUCGUCAACAAGCUCGGAUAUCGCCUGGCUACCAUGGUUGCCUUGGUCAUGAUGAACGCCACCAUUUUCAUCUCCUUCUUUGCCAACUCGCUUGAGGUCCUCACCAUCGGACAGGCAUUCGAGGGUGUUCCCUGGGGUUUCUUCAUCGCCAUCGGCCCCGCUUACGCCUCUGAGAUUGUCCCCCUUGCCCUGCGUGGUGCCUGCACGGCCACUCUGCAGAUGUCUUGGUCCAUCGGUUCCAUCAUCGUCGCCGGCGCAACUCUUGGCUUCAACAGCCGUACCGACGAGUGGGCGUGGCGCGCGCCCCUCGCUCUCCAGUGGAUCUUCCCCCUUCCCCUCAUGGUAAUCCUCUGGUUUGCUCCCGAGUCCCCUUGGUGGCUCAUCCGCCGCGGACGCAAGGAAGAAGCCCUCCGCUCCGUCCAGCGUCUCGGCCCCACCCACGGCACCGCCGGCCAAGCUCAGCGCAAGCUCGCCAUGAUCGAGCGUACCGUCCAGAUCGAGGCCAACAUCGGUGGAACCCCGACUCUCCUCGACCUCUUCAAGGGCGUCGAUCUCCGCCGUACAACAAUUACCUGCCUGAUGUACGCCUCGCAGAACUUCGCCGGUAACCUCAUCGCCAACCAGGCCACAUUCUUCUUCGAGCAGGCCGGCAUGGCCCACGACAUGGCCUUCAACCUCAACCUCAUCAACUCGUGCCUCCAGUUCGUCGCAAACGCUCUGUCCUGGCCCUUGACCGCCUGGUUCGGCCGCCGCACAAUCUACCUCUGGGGCACGGCCGUCAACAUUACCUUCCUCAUGCUCCUGGGUGUCUGCGCCUCAAUCCCCCAGAACAGCGCCACCAACUACGCCCAAGCCGUUCUGGGAAUAUUGAUCUCUUUCGUCUUCGCGGGUACUCUCGGCCCCAUCUCCUACACCAUUAUCGCCGAGACCUCUGCCGUCCGCCUCCGUGCCCUCAGCACCGCCGUCGGUCGCGCCGCCUACUACGUCGCCGAGAUCCCCAUGAUCUACCUCGCCUCGCAGCUCCUCAACCCCACGGGCUGGAACGUUGCUGGAAAGUGCGGUUUCGUCUGGGGCGGUACCGCUUGUGUGUGCUGGAUCAUGGCCUUCUUCUUCUUGCCUGAGCUCAAGCACCGCUCGUACCGUGAGGCUGAUAUUCUCUUCAACCGCAAGAUCCCUGCGCGCCAGUUCAAGUCUACUGUUAUCAAGGUUACGGAUAACGAGUAAAGAAUUUGUCUGGUCCGACACAAAUUUUAGGUUCUACACCGAGACCUUCUGGAUGGUGAUGAGCAACAGUUGACUGGCUUCCUUCUUGGAGGUAUCUAGCUCCUGGAUUGGAAGCUUCUUGGUUGUCUCUCAGCGACAAUCUGUGUCAGUACUAUAGCAUGAUAGAAUCACUUUCAGCAUAGAUAGCGUUUAAUGAUACGCAACGAUUAAUGUUCAA